UGGUAAACAGACUUGAAUCUGGAUAUGACUUGAAUAUCGAAAUCGACGCAAGCCAGAUUGUGGAUAUCGGGAUGGAUGGAUGGACGCAUUCAUAUUGACGAUUAAUCAACCUGGAUUAAAAGCGAGACGCGGUGCGCACUUUAUAGAACAAGCAGAAUCGGGGUCACAAGUAACCGACGAAUGGAGAACCCCCGAUGGAGGUCAAAAUCAGCGAGCCUCUCUUGGAUGACGUGCCUCCUCCAUCGCAAUGGUUGUGCUCGCAUUCGUUUCCCGAAUGGUUCCAAAGGCUGUCGCAAUGUUUCGUGGAGAAUCUUCGCUCUGAAACCAUGACCGACGUGGUUCUUCAAUGUCAUAAUGGACAAGUCCGGGCUCACAAGGCCAUCCUAGCCUUGGCCAGUCCAAUUUUGAACCGAACUAUGGCCAGCCUACCUCAGGAUGAAGACCUGGACAUCAUUAUACCCGACUAUCCCGUAGAAAUGGUCUCCACUCUACUAGAAUGUUUGUAUGCGGGCACGAUCCCGAGUGACGCCACCACUUCCAGGGUGUGUUCCAAUCUGUCCGAUCUCUUGGGAUUCACGGGCACACGCUUAGAUCGCUCGGAGAUGCGGGAUGAAUUGGACGACUCCUUAUUCGAAAUGAUUCAAACCGACGGCGGGGAUCUACUACUUUUACCACAAGCCAUGGAUGUGAAUCAGGAACACGACUCGUGGAACUCGACUCGUGAACUCACCCAGAUGCAGAAAUCCGUGUGUCAAAUUUGCAAUUCGAGCGUGAUCAAUCAUCGGGUGAGGAAACCCGGUCCCCAUUCCUCGAAUGGCCCGACUUACGAGUGUUGUUUGGCGGCUUGCCAGCGAAAGUUCCAUCAAACGGCCAAAUCUUUCGUGGAUCAUGUCGGCCAACAUUUGGAGCGGUCCAAUGCCUCGCCCACAUCGGAUCAAUGUCCUAUAUGUUUCAAAACACGGAUUGAGCACAAGAAUCGGAAUGCCGAGGAUUUGCGGUCCAAAAAUGCGAAAAAGGGCUCGUGGUAUAAAUGCUGCCAAUGCUCGGCGUCUCGCUUAAGCGCCAAGAACUUCCGGGACCAUGUGAGUAAUCAUGUGUCCAAGCGCUUCAAGUGUCAUAUCUGUACCAAAGGCUAUGCCCAUCAACAUCUCUUGGAUGAACAUCUUCGAGUCAAGCACUCGCAAUUGACCGCCGAUCAUGAAAAGGUGGAUUUGCAUUGUCCUAAACCGGAUUGCCACUUCCAAACCGAUUAUCGACCGACUUUGAGGUCACAUCAACGAUUGGCCCAUGCCCAACCUCGUCCUCCCAGAGCCUCGCUUAAUACAGAAAGAGUGACUUGCCCGAAUUGUCACAAGGUCUUGAAGAAAUGGUACUAUCACCAAUACCACAAGAAAACGUGCUCAUUUGGUGAUGUGGUGUACCAAUGUGACGUUUGCCAUCAGGAUGGAUUUGCGAGUAAGGACACGCUGGAAAAUCAUAUUCGAGCUUUGCACACCGAUGAAAGACCUUUUGCGUGUGAAUAUUGCCCGAAGCGAUACGCCACCCAAAUGUCAUUGUCGGGUCAUCGAGCUCGGAUCCAUAAUAUGAACAAAUCGGGCGAGUUCGUGCCCAAAAAAAUGUUCCCUUGUGACAUUUGUGGCAAACUCUUAACUUCACGCACGAAACUUUUACAUCAUGUCAAGAUCAUUCAUGAGAACGAAAAAGCUUACACAUGUAGCUUUUGUGCGAAACGAUUCUCAUCCAAAUCCAAUAAGAUCGUGCAUGAAGGAGCGGUGCACACCAAGACUUACCCUUAUGCUUGUCAGAUUUGCGCCAAAGGUUUCACUAAGAAGAAAAACUUAGUCGUUCAUAUGGCAGAGCACGGACUGGUCGAUGAUUUAGCACCCAUUGAGGGCAAUCAGAUCAAAUCUGUUAACGUACACUCUCGGAACGAGGACGUGUCCACAAUAUCAUCCUCUCCUGCGUUUUUUGUCGUGUCCGAUCCGAAUAAUGUCAAACAAUGAUGUAGAUGGAGUUUUAGAAAUAAAAGCUAGCCCUCCAUGUUUGAAAUAGCAA
This is a messenger RNA of Tigriopus californicus, 2055 nucleotides long. RefSeq names its product zinc finger protein 197-like. Gene Ontology annotation, molecular function: protein binding. The coding region runs from base 195 to 2003 and encodes 602 amino acids. Lineage: Eukaryota; Metazoa; Arthropoda; Copepoda; Harpacticoida; Harpacticidae. The transcript has 3 exons. The record is from RefSeq and is a predicted model, not a curated record.